This is a messenger RNA of Lecanosticta acicola, 918 nucleotides long. The record is from the annotation of a GenBank genome assembly. Lineage: Eukaryota; Fungi; Ascomycota; Dothideomycetes; Mycosphaerellales; Mycosphaerellaceae.
AUGACAUCUCUAAAAGCUCGUGGGGCGGCACCUCAAUACCCCCCGCCCUUGGUCAUCCAGCCUACAAGCGGCACGCAUCUGCAAUCCUUUCUUAUACUCCAUGGGAGAGGAUCCAAUGGCGAAAAGUUCGGCCUUGAAAUGAUACAGACUACCAUCCCCGGCUUCGAAACCCUACCCGACGCCUUCCCAAACGCCAAGUUCGUUUUUCCAACGGCGGCCAAGCGACGAGCAGUAAUAUAUAAGCGCACGCCGGUCAGUCAGUGGUUCGACAACUACCACUUAAACGCGGCUACAGAGCGCGAAGAGCUUCAAUUUGAUGGACUCCGCCAAAGCGCAUCAUUUGUGCACGAGCUAAUGCAGAGCGAGAUUGCUACGGUCGGCGCGGAGAAUGUAAUCUUGUGGGGACUCAGUCAAGGCUGCGCCAUGUCUCUGAUCAGUUCUCUGCUUUGGCAUGGUCCGAGAUUCGCUGCCGUGAUUGGCAUGUGUGGCUGGCUGCCAUUGCGAAAAAGGAUUGAAGACAGCCUUCUUGACGAGAGUAGGGAGCAAGACGAUGAUCCAUUUGGCCGUGACUCAACAGAGCAAGAAAAGUCGAGCCUUCAAGAAGCCAUUGAGUACUUGCGCGAAGAGCUCGAGAUCUCUGGGUCUGACGCCUCACCAGAGUCAACAGCGACAGUUCCACGAUUUCUUGGUCAUGGCACUGAGGAUGAUAGGGUUCCGAUAAAGCUGGGCAGAGAGGCCGCACAGCUCUUGCGAAGGCUUGAGUUGAAUGUGUCUUUCAAAGAAUAUGAAGGCCUGGGCCAUUGGUAUUCCCCCCAGAUGCUCACCGACAUAAUCGAAUUCAUUGAAAGCUCUACGGGCUGGAAAGCGAAGCGCGCCGAGGGAACUCGGGCGCUGCCAAAGGCUGACGAGCAGAUUUGA